GGUGCGCUGACUUUUAUCCCGCGAAGGAUACGUUCAAAUAGUGAAUUUUGGUUUGUUUUGAAAUUUGUUUAAAAUAAAAUGGAUAAAAGAAAAAAUUACGUUCUAAAUAUACACGAUGUUGUAACUGCUAUAGAGUUUUCUCCAUUCGGAUGGGUCAGUUCUUUAUUAGCCGUCGGAACAUCCACUAACGUCAUUAUCAUAUCUUGUAAAUUUCCUGAAGAUGAUGCUCUUGUUGAAGAUUUAGAGUAUAAAUAUAUAAGGGAAUUUCAUCAUGGAUGUUUUGUGAAUUGCAUUGCUUGGAGUCCACAGACAACACUAACUCAAAUUCCACAUGUAUUAAGAUUUGCUACAGUUGGAGGUGACAAGAAAAUCAGAUUUUUUCAUUCAGAUGUAAAAAAUGAAGACACAAUACAGAUUUUAGAGGGACACACAGAUUAUAUUAAUUAUAUAAGUUUUGAACCACAAAAUGGAGAAGAAUUUGCAAGUGUCAGUGAUGAUCACACUUGUCGGAUUUGGAGUGUAAAUGGCACGUUAAAAUUUACAUUUUUACUCACAUCACCUGGAGUAUUUGUAUCCUGGCAUCCAGACGAGUUACCUGGAAAACUUAUGGUUGCAGAGAAGAAAGGAAUUAUUAGAUUUUAUAAUAUCAAUAAGCAACAACCAAUGAUGUCUUUGGACUGUAAUUUAACUCCAUUAAUGUCAGCUGAUUGGUGCACAACUAAUAGUCUUCAAGUUGGUUGUGUGGCUGCUACUGAUUUGUUGUUAUGGAAUAUUUCACUUUCAAGCCAACCUGUUAAUAAGAAACUUGCUCAUAACAAAGGUGCACUUUGCUUUUCUUUUUCUCGUAUAAAUCUAAAUGUAAUGGCUACCAGAGGUCGACCUGGCAAUGAAAUCAAAGUAAUGAAUGCUAAACUUAAUCAAAUAAUUUUGUCUGAAAAUUUGCCAGCUGGUCAAGGUAUAUCUUGGCAUUGUAAGCUUCCGAUUCUAGCAGCUGGAGGAGAUAGAAAAGUUCAUAUAUGGAAGAUUGAUAGCACAUAAAGUUUGUCAUUUAAAUUAAAUUGUUGUAAUGCAUCAGUAACUAUAAGUUAAUGAUGUCCUCCUUGGUUUUUUUCUUUUAAAUAAAAUGUGUAUAUAUUGUAUUAUUUAUUGUAUUUUUAUAUAUAUCU
Messenger RNA from Centruroides sculpturatus (bark scorpion), 1166 nucleotides. It is a transcript of the gene Nup37, whose product is annotated as nucleoporin Nup37-like. Gene Ontology annotation, molecular function: protein binding. The transcript has 7 exons. The record is from RefSeq and is a predicted model, not a curated record. Lineage: Eukaryota; Metazoa; Arthropoda; Arachnida; Scorpiones; Buthidae. Gene Ontology annotation, cellular component: nuclear pore outer ring. The coding region runs from base 79 to 1038 and encodes 319 amino acids.